UAAAUAAAUAAAAAUGUUACAAUUUAAACAUUUCAAUUGUUAUGUAAAGCUUGUAGAAUAGAACUAAAACAUUUAAUUGUGAAUGUCCUACAGGUUUGCUCAUUUCACAACUUGACCAAUUUAUUUUGAAUCCUGAAUCACAGUGUAUCAUGUGGUCAAAGGAAUUUUUUUCACAUUUAAGACAUGUUUUGUCAUUUUGUCAAAUAAAUGCAUCAUUUUGGAAAAAAAAAAAGAUUGGGAAUGUUUCUCUUCCUGCCCUCCAUCUGAAUUUCAUCAGAAUGUCUGAGUGUCAUCGGAAUCAAGUGAUUGCAAACACUACCAGUAUUUUUUAAAUGUUGAGCUGCAGCUCAUUGGCUGCUGAUGCAACAUCAACCAAUCAGCUGCACUAUUUAGAUAACGAUGUGAUAACUACCAAAUUGAGUUAAGGACUUAUUGGCCUGUGCCAUCUGUUUCAUGACAAAACUUGGUAUUUAAGAUGAAUUUCACAGCAAGAUACAUACAAGUUAAAUGGGUCUGAUAAUGGCCAUAAAGGAAUUGACAGUGUUUAUGGUGUGUUUUUGGAUUGUCUGUGCUGAUGCUGGGCAUGAAUUCUUUUCAUCAACAGAUCAAAUUGCACAGCUAUAUGGGAAGACGAAAGAGCUUCUGAAGGUCUUCAGUCAGUGCAAUGAUGCUGAGAAUGUAGAGACAAUAAAGAGUGUUCUUCCGAAUCUUCUGUUUUCAUACUCUGACUCUGAGAACCCUGAGGAAGCCAUGAGAAACCCUGUGGUCGCUUACAGACUCCUCAGACAAAUGAGAAAUGAUUUGAUAUAUAUUGUAAAUCAGCCGAAUCUUUAUCAGUGUAAAAAGUAUCAGAAUGAGUCGGAUGCAAAUCUCCCAGAUAUCCCACAGCUGGAGGACGUGGAUGGUGCAGCUUCAGGACUGAUCAGACUGCAAGAGAUCUACAAACUCCACCCAGAAGACAUCACAAAGGAAACGUCUCUAAAUGCAGAUGAAGCCUACAAUGUAGGGUUGGUCGCUUAUGAUGAGGAAAAAUUCCAGCAUGCCUUUCUGUGGUUUCUGUACAGUCUGGACAGAUUAACAGAAUACUCGACCACUACUGAGGAAGAGUUGCUCCGUUACCUUAGUUCCUCAGUCUAUCAUUUUGGCAGCCUGUCUGUGGCAAUCUACUUCAGCCAAGAGCUUCUAAAUCUGGAUCCAAGUAAUGAUGAAGCCAGAGCUCAGCUGAACAGACUCCUUCACUUACAGAGCAACCCUGACAUAUUCACACUGAACACAGAGUCAAGUAACUAUGAGACACUGUGCAGAGGAGAGGUUGACGAGAGAAUCUCUGAGAGGCAGAGGGCGCUGUCCUGUAGGUACAGCACAGGUGGAGGAAACCCCAGACUGAUGUACGCACCAGUGAAAGAGGAAAUGGAGUGGGACGAGCCUUGCAUCAUCAGAUAUCAUGACAUUUUAUCAGACAGAGAGAUAGAAUUCCUGAAGAAUAUCUCCAGACCUCAACUUUCUAGAUCGGAGGUGUAUGAGUCUGGAAUCUCAAAACAACGUAUUUCUCAAAGUGUUUUUCUAGGCGAUAGCCCUGAGGUAGAUCGCAUCAGUCAGAAGAUUGCAGAUGCUACGGGACUCUCCAUGGAAACCGCCGAACUACUGCUUGUUCAGAAUUAUGGGAUUGGUGGCAGAUAUGAUCCGCAUGUUGAUGCAUUCAAUGAGACAGUGAAUGACAGGAUUGCUACAUUCCUAAUUUAUAUGAAUGAUGUGGAGAUAGGGGGCGCCACUGUAUUCCCUAAAGUUGGAGUUGCAGUGCAGCCAAAAAAGGGUUCAGCCGUGUUUUGGUACAAUCUCCUCAGAAAUGGUGAAGUGAAUUGGAAUACGGAGCAUGCUGGAUGCCCUGUGUUAGUGGGUAACAAAUGGGUGGCUAACAAAUGGAUCCAUGAGCUUGGACAGGAAUUCAGGAGGCCCUGUUCUUUGUCAGACUGGGAGUGAAAGAUUGAAAUCUGUACUAAUAUCUAUUUAUAUAUAUAUAUAUUAACAUAACUACAAAGAAAGUUGUACUCUGUCUGUACUACAUGUUGUAUUUAUAUAUCAGUAAUGCAGGCAGGCUCUGUAACAGAUUUGUCGUAUCAACUUUUGCUGUCAUUUGUAACUAUAUUUCAUUGUCACUUUUAGUGUUUUUCAUAGCUUGCCCUUCUCCUGAUGCAGUUGAGACAAUAUAUCUGAUCACAAAU
Messenger RNA from Megalobrama amblycephala (Wuchang bream), 2222 nucleotides. Its product is annotated as prolyl 4-hydroxylase subunit alpha-1-like. The record is from RefSeq and is a predicted model, not a curated record. Gene Ontology annotation, molecular function: L-ascorbic acid binding; iron ion binding; procollagen-proline 4-dioxygenase activity. Gene Ontology annotation, biological process: peptidyl-proline hydroxylation to 4-hydroxy-L-proline. The transcript is spliced from 13 exons. Bases 508 to 1980 code for a protein of 490 amino acids. Gene Ontology annotation, cellular component: endoplasmic reticulum. NCBI's taxonomy places the organism in Eukaryota, Metazoa, Chordata, Actinopteri, Cypriniformes, Xenocyprididae.